Monodelphis domestica (gray short-tailed opossum) is the source of this 28760-nucleotide messenger RNA. It is a transcript of the gene GPR21, whose product is annotated as G protein-coupled receptor 21. Gene Ontology annotation, cellular component: membrane. NCBI's taxonomy places the organism in Eukaryota, Metazoa, Chordata, Mammalia, Didelphimorphia, Didelphidae. The record is from RefSeq and is a predicted model, not a curated record. Gene Ontology annotation, biological process: G protein-coupled receptor signaling pathway. Gene Ontology annotation, molecular function: G protein-coupled receptor activity.
AUGGCAUUCUCAUCUCUAAAAAAUCCACCAUUACUGGUUUCUGUCUUGAUAAUAUGGAGCAAAGAGUAAGUAAAGUCAGAAAGAACUAUCAGGAACCUAGUAUUCAGAAAUGUAGGACGUUGGUUAUGAGUUUUGAACCUGAGGCUGCCAACAGAAAUUGUAAAGUCACAAGGAGCAGCAGAUUUCAGAGAAAUAAUAAUAAACUUGAAUUGAGACAUUUGAAAUUUGAGGUAUUUGUAGUCACAUAAUAUUUUUACCUAUCUUAUAAAGUUAUAUCACUGUGUAACUUUUUGACUUCAACUCCAUAAUGCUUUCCAAAUGAAUUUGUUUUAUAAAUAAAUUGUCUUGUUUUAGAUUUGGCUUCUAAUUCUCUUAACAAGGAGAUUAAGGAUUUUCUGGCAGAAGUAGUUUCAUUCUUGAGCAUCUCAUUGAGAGGCAGCUAUUUUGCCAGUUAAACUUUUUUCAGGAAAUGGUAAUAAUUGAGGCCUAUAUGUUUAUUUGUUUGAAUUUUCUUUUCCUUUUUUUUUCAUUUUCCAGCAACACAAGCAAAUGAGCUACCUUCUCAUCUGCAUUAUUCUAAUCUGAUAUUGAUUUUUACCUUUUUUAAAUUAGUUAGUAGUCUGAUUGAAUACAGAUAGCUGAUCCUAAUAUUACAUCCACAUCAUUUUCUGGACACUUUCAUUUUUUGCUGUGUUAUUCAGUAUUAAAAGUUCUGCUGGGAAAUAUUAUAUGGAUGCCCUAUGGUACAGUGGAAAGUAUUGAUUUGAGGCCAGAGAACCUGUAUUCAAAAUCCACUUCUGCCAGUCCUUGUGUGACCUUGGUAAAGUUAACUUGAUAUCCACAGGCCUCAUUUCCCCCAAUUGUAAAUUUAUGGGGUUGAACUAGAUGAUGUCUGAGUUCCUUUCAGUUCUGUGUGUGCUUCUCUGAUUAAAUCUGUAGGCAUAUCUCAUGGAAAAGAUUUAUGAAUCUUUACUAUCCUUAUCACACCCAAAGUUCACAAAUACAUGCACCCAUUCUGUACCUUUUAAUAAUCCUAUUCAUCUACCAGUACCAAUCUCAAGUGGCUUCAUUUCCCCAUCAGAAAUGAUAGAUUCCAUGGGGGCAGCUGGGUAGCCCAGUGGAUUGAGAGUCAGGCCCAGAGCCGGGAGGUCCUAGGUUCAAAUCUGGCCUCAGACACUUCCCAGUUGUGUGACCCUGUGCAAGUCGCUUGACUCCCAUUGCCUAGCCCUUACCACUCUUCUGCCUUGGAGCCAAUACACAGUAUUGACUCCAAGAUGGAAGGUAAGGGUUUAAAAAAAGAAAGAAAGAAAUGAUCAAUUCCUCAUCAGAGUUUUCUGUAUACUUAUCAUGUUUCUAUUUGUAUAUGUGUACAGGCUCCCCAAUGUGCUGUAAUUACCUUAAAAAAUAGGACAUGUAGUUUCCCUCAACUAUAAAUGGGGUAGUAACAGUAACUAUCUCCCAGGGUUAUUGUGAGGAUCAAAUGGGAUAAUACUUGUAAAGCAUUUAGUUAACAGAAUACCUGUCACAUAGUAGGCACUGUACAAGUGUUGGCUAUUGUUAUUUUAAUUAUUAUUUAAAUAUUAAUAUGAUAACAUAAUAUAGUCUGACUGAUUCCCAUAGUUCUUUAAAAUUUAUACCACAUUGUUCUUACAACUUUAAAACAUGUAAUAUGAAUAUCAUCAUCUCUGUUUUAUAUUAUAGAUAAGGAAAUUAAGGCUGUGAGAAUUUAAGCUGACUUACCCAUUUUUACACUCUAAUAAGUGGUGCAGCCAAAAUACAUCCAGGUUUCUUUGAUGUCAAGCUCUGAGGUAUUUCCAUUCAUUUUCUGUUACAGACUGCAUACUCAUCAAUGCUAAACACAAGUCCUCCAUUAUACAGUGUAGAUCUUUAAUAAAUUUGUGAAUUUGAAAUGCUUGUUUACUUAUAUUAAAUCUGUUAAUUAAUUCACUUAAAUCAUCUUCUAAACAGAAUACUGAGCAAAGUAAGCUUUGUCUAGAUUGCUAUGUUUUAAGCACACUAUGUUAAUCACAUUCAUUUAGUCAGAUGAAGGGAGCCAGUUAAUGGGGAUGAAGAAAGGAAUCAUAUAUUGAAUAGAAAACUAGACUAGUCGUUUCCAUGUCACUGGCUCCCUCUUAGUUGGAAUUUUUGGUGUAACCAUAAAAUUAUGAAACUUAAAUGAACUUGGGGGCUUCUUUCCUGAUUAGACAAAUGUCGUUUCCCAAAUGAGUUUAAUCACAAAGUAAAUGGUAGCUUUUCAUAUUUCAAAAACAAACACUAACAGAAGAUAAAUAGAAUGAGGGAAGCAAAUGAAAAAUCAUAAUUGAGACAUGUUACAUGUAUAGCGUCAGCUAAGCCUACAGACAUGUUGACAUAUUCAGAAACUGCUCUUAUUUGCUUCCUUCUCUAACAAUUUUGCAUAGACCCAAAUUUAAUGGGAUAAGAAUUCAGAAAAGUAUAAACUACCAAAAAUUGGCAUUUCUGACCUAAAAGUGAUAAUCAUUUAUUUUUAUCAUUACCAAUUUCAUUUUGUUCAUCUUACUCAAAAGCAAAAGUAAAAUAGAACAGUUGCCUUCUGAAACUUCCUCUAAUUCUCCAACCAGAUUGGAGAUAGAUAUGGGUGCAUUCAUUUCCCUACUUUGUGAGGUCCCUAUUUGCUAGAGUAAGACUUUUAGCAAAAUGAAGGAAGCUUGAAAGCAUUGAUAUUGUGUAUAACAUUGCCAUUUUCUUCAAUAUAUCUAAGUUCAAGUCUGAGUACUUAGUGGUUCUUUCUUAGUGAAUUUGUAGUCCUCAUUUUUUCAGAAGAGGUAAAGUGUUUUGUUAUACCGCUGCCAAAAAAAAUUUGUGUUUUUUUUCUUUUUUGCUGUUGACUCACAAAUUAUUUUGACCCUCUCUUAACAUUUAUUAGUUAAUACUAAGUGAAAAUGAAUAAGCAACAUUGUGUUGAAUUUUUGGCCUCAGAACUCGCGCUGCUUAAAUUGUGGUCUUUUGGUUGCCAUGCACUGCUAAAAUGCUUUUCAUUUUUGACAUGUUGCUUUUUAUUUUCCCUGGGAAAAUGCAGUAAGUGAGCAGGAAUUUCCUUUCUUCAAUACUGCUUCUUUUGGCAGUGUUUUUUGGUCUGAUUCUGAAGACAAUGUCAUGAUAAGGACCUUCUCACAAUCUCAAUGUUGCUCUGCUUUGAUAUAUCUGGAGAAAGGAGAGAAUUCCAAAGGCCUUUCUUUGUAGGAAUCCUUUCCGAAUAGGCUGAAACCAUAGCUUCAAAAGCUGCUCUUUAGGCUACAGUUUCCUUCUUGUCAACUCCCUUUCCCCACUCCCGCCCCCCAUUCUGUCUGGAAAGCAAGAAACACCUCUCAGCUGGUGCAUUAAAAUGCACUGAAGGAUGCCAGGAUAUAUGCGCCUGCGUUUUCCUCUCCUUCCUCUUACCCUCCUUCCUCUUCCAACCCUCUCCCCCCACCCCCGUUGCCCCUCCCCCUCAGUAUUCCCCUUCUUGGUGUCUCAGUUCUGCAGUAAAGGAGACUGAAGCACAUUCCAGCUUUGCAGGGCUUGCUGACUGAGGAUGUGUUGUGGCUUUUGUUUGGAUCGAAACAUAUGGAAAUUGCAGCUGCUCAGAGGAGACACAUUACAACUCCUGCUGAAGCCUCUAGCCUUCCUCCCUUCUCUUCUGCCCCUUUCCCCUACCCUCACUUGACUUGAAGAAAGUAUCUCUGAGGUUGGCCUCAUCCCUGGUGCUAUGUACACAGUGAAGUUGCCACUAUGGCCAUUACCAGGACUGGCCACACAACUGCUGUGGGCUUUGGAUGCCACAAGGAAGGUAUAGAGCAGUCACAUUUAAAAGGGAAUUGCACUGCAAGAAACGCACAAGGAGGGCAGCACCCGGAGUAAGUGGAUCAAGGCUCCUCUGGUGUCAGCCCCCACUCAGCCCAUGACAGUGACAGCAGCUAUGCCCCCGAGAAGCCGAAGCAUGAAGUGAAGACACUGUUGCAGCCCUCAAGAUGAACUCCACCUUGGAGGGUAAUCAGAGCAGCUACCCCUUUUGCCUUCUGGCAGUUAACUAUUUGGAGACUAUAAAUUUUUGCCUCUUGGAAGUAAUGAUCAUUGUUUUUUUAACUGUGCUGAUCAUUUCAGGCAAUAUCAUUGUGAUUUUUGUUUUUCAUUGUGCACCUUUAUUAAACCACCAUACUACAAGUUAUUUUAUCCAGACAAUGGCAUAUGCUGACCUCUUGGUUGGAGUGAGCUGCCUGGUCCCUUCCUUAUCACUACUCCAUUAUCCCCUUCCAUUGGAGGAAUCUUUAACCUGUCAAAUCUUUGGCUAUGUGGUGUCAGUGCUGAAGAGUGUGUCUAUGGCUUCUCUGGCCUGCAUCAGUAUUGAUAGGUACAUAGCAAUCACCAAACCUUUGACCUAUAAUACAUUAGUCACACCCUGGAGACUCCGAAUUUGUAUUUUGGUGAUUUGCCUCUAUUCUGCCCUGGUUUUCCUGCCUUCCUUCUUCCACUGGGGUAAACCUGGAUAUCAUGGAGAUGUGUUUCAGUGGUGUGCAGAAUACUGGUCCACUGACCCUUAUUUCACCUUCUUCAUUGUGAUGAUGCUCUAUGCCCCUGCAGCUUUCAUUGUGUGCUUUACCUACUUCAACAUUUUCCGCAUUUGCCAGCAACACACCAAGGAAAUUAGUGAAAGGCGGGCACGUUUCAGUAGCCAGAGUGGAGAAGCUGGGGAGGUACAAUCCUACCCAGAUAAGCGCUAUGCCAUGGUCCUGUUCCGCAUCACCAGUGUCUUCUAUAUCCUCUGGCUGCCAUACAUCAUUUACUUCUUGCUAGAGAGCUCAGCUGGUUUCAGCAACCGCACCGCAUCCUUCUUGACAACCUGGCUUGCCAUUAGUAACAGCUUCUGCAACUGUGUCAUUUACAGUCUCUCCAAUAGCGUUUUCCAAAAGGGGCUGAAGAGGCUCUCUGGGGCUGUGUGUGCCUCCUGCGUAAGGCCAAAAACAGCCAAGGACCCUUAUCCUUCUAAAAGCAAAGGACCCUCUAAUGGAUGCCAUGUCUGAAAUGGCUUUCAGCAUGUCUGUGUUCCUGGGUGUUUUUCUUUCCAAGUAUUUUUUAGUCAAUUAGGAAAUUUGGAACAAAAAUAAUAUCAAGUGAAUAAAAUCAAAAUUAAAAAGAAAAACCAUCCGUGUUUGGAAGAAGAUUUAUCUGAGCAGUUGUUUUAGGGCCAUAAGAAUUAAAACAAGGAACAAAAAAAUUGAAUACAAUUUCUGAAAUGUCAAUGAAAUUAUUUUGGUUCUCAAACAAAUUAUGCAUCUUUCUGCAGCUGGCAUGACUGCAUCUGUUAGCUUCAUCAUCAAAGAAGAUUCUUCAUUUUGUGCAGCUUUAUUGUAUUUACCACCUAUUUGUGUUAGGUGUGUAAAUGAUGUCUAUGGCCAGGGAAUGCCUGACUGUGACGGUGAAUCCUAAUGUUUGCCAGAAUAUAACUUUACUGCAAGUUUCAACACUGUCAGUUGGGCCAGGGUGGGAGAGUGGCAUAUUUUAUGAUUUCUCUUUCCCCUGAAUAAGAGCUCUCCACAGGCUGAAUAAUGUGAACCUUUGAACAUUAACUUUAAAAAUUUGCAAUGAGCCAUGCAAUAAUCAUGUAAUCAAAUCAUGAGGUUGAUAGAAAACUGAGCUAGCCUCAGUGCUGUGCCCUGCUUCACAACUCUGUAAAGAACCAUUGUGCUGGGAUGUGAUUUAAUUUACAGGGUUUGGCGUGUGUGUGUGUGUGUGUGUGUGCAUGCAUGUGUGUGUGUGCAUGUGCACCCACACUGUGAAUGUUUUAAUUCAGCCAGAUUUUUCUGUUACAAUAAAAUGUAUUUUAAUAAGCUAAGAAAUAAUUACCUUUCAUGAGAUAAUAAUUGUGCCUGCAGUUUUGCUCGUAUUGACAAGUUGAACAAAUGUGUUGUUAAAAUCUUAUCAGAAAUCAUAUUUAUUCUGCUCAUUUUAUCCAGAGAUGUUUAAGACCUUAUCUACUGACACUUCAGGGGAAAGGACAAAAGACUGAGAGAAAGAAGAUAUUUUCUAAGAUUAUAGAGUUAAAAUGAACUGAAAGCAUUUAUUUGAGGCUUUUUUUAAAGGCAUGAUUAGAUGGAAUCAGUUGAUUCCACUACAACAGCAGCCAGUUCAUUUUUGGAAAUGCCUCUAGUCUGUUGCUAGUUAAAUAAUACCAUUAAUGUCCAUUUUGAGAAUAUGAUUUUAAGGAAUCUUCAUUUCAGGAAAAAUGAGGAAUUGGAACUAAGCAAGGGCUGUCUUGCUUUUCUACUUGCUUACUGAGGAGAAAUCUUUUGAGGGGGUCCUUAUUCCUUUAAAAACUGUCCUUUUAACCAGAGUGAAUAUUAACAGAAACUAUUUAAUUCUACAGACAUACUCUUCUAGAGGAUGAAGGUCUGAUGGUUUGUUUUUUUAAACAUAGUUAUUUUAUGAAUAUGGUAUUUAAUGUAUUCAUGGUUUCAUCAUAAAGGGUACUUCCUUCAUUUACAGCAACUCCUUUACUUUUUAGUUUUCAUGAGUUACCCUAGUUGAAAACAUUUAGAUUUAUUGUGACCAGCCUUCUGUUUAUUAGUCCUUUUGCAGUUAGCUGUGCUGGUUUCUUAGGCAGCAGACACAGUCUGUCAUCAACCUCAUUCUUAGUAGGGCUUCCUAGAGCUUUUGCUCUGCUGAUAUACUCUUUGAAAACUCAGGACCAUCUCCACACUUCAUUUCAGCAUCAGAAAAGGCUUUUAAUAGAGGAAUAGACACACAUCAGAGGCUAAACAUUCCCUAAGAGUUAAGUGCUUUGCAAUACUUAUUUUAUUUUUUCAGGGGAAGUCUUCAUAGAAGUAGUCUAAUAUCUUCCAUUUGAGUAGACAUAGUAUGAAUAAUAAUAACAGCAACUCUAUAGUAUUUUUCUGUGAAAUCACUUUUGAAAUGCUUUACUAUUGAAGUAUUUUCCUCAAAACCAUCCUGUGAAAGAUCAGUAAUAUGAAUAUUAUUCCAAUUUUACAGAUGAGACAACUGAAGCUCAGAAACAUAAAGUGGCCUGCCCAUAGCCACUUACAAUCAGAAAGCCAGUAUGUGUCAGAUCUAGGACACAAACUUAGUUCUUCUGACUUUAAGUCUUAUGAUUCUUCUAGUAUCAUAGUGCCCUCUACCUGUAUUAUGUUCAAUGUCAUGAAAAACGAAAACAAGGAGAAUACAAUAGACAUCCGAGUCAUUUUAUAGCUCUUAAGAAAGGACAGUGGUAUACUUUUAAAUUAUGUAAACAAGCUUUCAAAAUUUUAUAUCAGUACCCUUAGAGCCUCUGGAAGAAUAGCAUAUUUAUGUUUAUAGGACUUUUUUGUGGCUUUAACUUUACACACACACACACACACACACACACACACACACACACACACACACACACACGUGUUCUAAUAUACAGUCUGUGCUAUGCUAUUACACAAAGUUGAUUCUUAGAUGGAGUAUUUAUCAAAACCCAAACACUUCCAUUCUUUGUUCUCCAUGCUAGCUUGCUUGCUAUUUAUUCUUAAUCUGAUUUUGAGCUUCUUUGUAAUUCAAAACUUGUCCUGAAAUCAUAUGUUGUAUUGAAAAUAACCAUAUGACAUCAUCACUAAGUAGAACCUACCACCACCUUUUCUUACCAUCUAAAACAGUGUUAUUAUAUUGUACCAUUAUCACUCUUCAUUAUUAAGAGGUAAAAGCCCCAGAGGUUGAACAACCACUAUCCUUUGCCCAUGUGUCAUAAAUGCAAUUUAUUCAUAUUUGUGUAUAAUAUGUGAAAUUUACAUUAGUAAAUUUUGGAGUCUUGAAAUAGCCAAUUUUUUGCAAAUAGAUUUCAGAACAGAUGAUAGGUUGAUUUAAUGUUUAUAAUUCUCAAGACCUGUAACUCUUUUCUGCCAGAAAUGAUUCUUAUGCGAAGAUUAAAUUCCAUUUAAUUGAACAAACAUUUAUUAUUAAGCCCUUAAUAUGUAAAGGACACUGUACUUAUAAAACUAAGAGAGACCAAGUUUAGAUAAUUUGCAAAGUCCCUUCCCUUGCAAAGCUUUCAGUUAAAUAAAGGCAUAUGAUAUGCCAAUAGGUUCAGUAGCCAGAAGGGCCUAUAAAGAACACUUGUCCAUUCCCCUCUUUUUUAUAGAUGAGGAAACUAAGGCCUAGACAUAAAAAAUGGCUUGCCCAUGAUCAUGUUGGUGGGAAAUGGCAGGACUUGGACCCCAAGUCUUGAAUCUUCUUAUUCUAAAUCCAAUGUUUUGGAUUAUAUAUAUAUAUAUAUAUAUACAUACACACAUAUACAUAUAUAUAUACACACACCACACUGGUAAGAAUAAUGCAAAAUAGUUCAUAAUGAGUAGAUGAGUGAAGUUUAAAAACAAACAUCUUUAUGAUGUGUAAGAUUGAGAAAGGUCAUUAUUUUUUUUAAACUCUUACCUUCUGUUUUAGAAUGAAUACUGUGUAUUGGUUCCAAGGCAGAAGAGCAGUAAGGGCUAGGCAAUGGGGGUUAAGUAAGAUGCCCAGGGUCACACAGCUAAGAAGUGUCUAAGGUCAGGUUUGAACCCAGGACCUCCUGUCUCUAAGAAUGGCUCUCAAUCCACUGAACCACCAUGCUGCCCCACAAAAGGUCAUUAUUGAUGGAAGGAAAUAAAAGGCUUUAUGAGACCAGUGGGUAACACUUGAGUUGGACUUUAAUGGAUAGAUGGGAAUUCAACAAAUGGGCUUGAGAAAGGGGAGAAUAAAGCCUUUCUGGAAUUUGGAAUAACAUAUAAGCAAAGACACAGAGAAAGAAUGGCUCUAAUCAUUUUGAAUAGAGCAUGAAUAAUAUAGAGAGGAGUAGGAUGAAAUAAGGAUGAACUGUGAAGGCCCUUGAAUGUCAGAUUAACCAAUUUGAGGGUUUGAAUAGUUUGAGUAAAGGAGACAUAGCACUAGAUGGUUAAGGAAAAUAAUAUCUAGCUUUUAAUGAGAAGAGUGGAUUGUUAAGGGAGACUGUGGAUAGGAAAAGCUAUUAGGAAGCUACUGCAGUACUCCAGACAGAUGGCAAGAGGAUCUGUAUUAGCAGUGGGAGAUGGAUAAAAAAGAUACUGUGGAGGAAUGUGUUUAUAAACAUUAAGUUCCUAGUAAUGUCUGAAUAAGCUGCUGUCCUCUUAAUGACCAAUAAGAAGCUGUUGCUUUUAUAAGUUUCUUUCAGUUAAUACAUUAACAACAGAUGUUUCUUAUAGUGCCAAAUUCGUAUUCUGUCAGAGGUAUUUUUUAUGUAAAACUAUCAGUUAGAAAGAGGAAAUUGAGCCAAAUGAAGAAUUUUAAAGAAUUUAUUUGUUAAUGUUUCAUGCAGUCAGUGCCACCUAUAUCCAUGGAUGUCUAAAAUUCCUUCCACUUCUGCAAUUACAAUAUUUAUCAUAUGCCACUUAUUCCUUUUCUUUGAGGAAGACAGUCUUCCUUGCUUGUGAGAAGUCUUAUCUUUUGGGGUAUUCUUUCUUUUCUAUUUUUUAAAGUGUCUUUAUUUGAUGUCAGUUUGGUAAUGUGCAUCUCAAAUACCAAACUGCCUAGUUCUGAAUGAAUAUACUUAUAUAUAUUUAGACACAAUUACCUUACAUUCUGACUGUACACCUCAUUUAACUUUUUAUAGUAUGUUGCUGCUAGAUCUCAGAAGAAGCGUUCUCUGUUUUUGGUGAUUUGGCAACACUGACAUAACAGCAAAUUCUUCCAUAGCGCAUUUGGAAAUAAGGUUAUUUUGAUUUUCAUAUUUAAAAAUUAUUUCUAGCAGUUAUUUCUAAUGGUAUUAUUAAAGUUCAGCCUUAAUUCUUUGAUAGCAGUGGCAGAUGACAGUGAUUAGUAAAGGUCAUAUGUUCCGCUAAAUUGCUUUCCUGAGAAGGGUCAUCAACCAUAUUAAAAAGAAUGGACAUUUGAGAGCAUUUUUAAUGAAAUUAUUGACUAUGAUUCAAAACCCCAUCUGUGAAAAAUGUUUCUCUAGGUUUUUUUGCCGAGCAUAUGUAAAAAUAGUUGAUUUGAGUAAUAUUCAUUAAAUUACUAGCACCAAAGCUUGAAUUUUCACAUUAGAAAUGUGGCUCUGAAAUUAGAAGUGUGUUCUCUGGCUUUGAAGUUGAAAAAUGAGGACCUCAUGUAAGGUUGGAAUUAGCAAAGUUAAUCCUUGUUAAGAGAAUGCUUCCUACCUUUCAGAUUAGGCAAAAGAUUUUUGGCUUUCUCUUUAGAUAAUUCUCCCCAUUCCUCAUUAAAAAAAAAAGGCAAUAUAGAUCGACUAGGGAAGAGAAUUUUUAGUUUAUGUGACUGUGUUUUCAUUCUAAAAAUUACAAAUUAACUUUGAAAUAGAGAUGCAUUGCUAUAUCCAAAGAUUUAAGAGAACUUGAAGAUAACUCUAGUAAGAAACCUUUCUUAAUUUAGAAUUUUGAAAAUCUUUAUCUGAAUCAUUAUCAUCUAAGGGGAUUUUUGCACAUUUUAUGAUUUCAGAUAACAUAAAGAGAAAAAUUAAUUAUGCUUUUAAAAACAAAAAUAAUUACUCCCUAUAUUUAGAUCAACUUACUCCAAGAUACAAAAAAUUUAAAUGCUUACUUUACCCAAGGCCAUUUGUACAAUACAAGGUAUAUAAAGUAGAGACUACAAAAUGACUGCUCUCAAGGAAGGAAAAGGCAUAUAUAAUGCAUAGGAGUGCAGUAAGUAUAGAGGAAAGGUACAGGUUAAUUGCUAUUUGAAAUGUAAGAGGAAUAGAAUAGUUUGAACUUAAGAAUCACAAAAGGCUCCUUUCCUUGUUUGUCCUGGAAGGGGUGGGAAGAACUGAAACAAAAUGGAGGUAGCCAUAGAUUCCAGAUGAAAAGUAAAGACAGAGAAAUGAAAGAAAAGAGUAGAGUGGAGAGUGGUCUACUGUGGAUAAACUUAAGCAGAUAUAAGGGCCUACUGUUAUAUAACACUAAAUAGGCAAGUUGGAACAAGAUUAUAACCUUGAAUGCCAGAAUCUGUAAUUUAGAUUUUAAUUGGUAGGAAGUCACAGAAAAUCUCUAAGUAGAAAAGUAAAACUGACAUCAGAUUUGUAAACACUUCACUUUGCUUUUCUACACAGUUAGAUAAGAGGUAGGUCAAUAUUCCUGCCUUAGCAUAGAGUAACUAGAGAUAGCAUAAUAUAAUGGAAAGAACACUGGAUUCAGAUUCAGAAGAUCCAGGUUCAAAUCCCAGUUCUGUCAUUACUGCCUACCUAGUGUUGGGCAAGUUAAUUUCUCCUAACUUCAGUUUCCUUGUGUAUAAAAUUAUGGGUUUGGAACAAUCAUCUUUAAAAUAAUAUUGUGACUCUAGGACAUGAAAAUCUCAUUUUCAGAACCCAUUGUUAGAUUGCUUCCCUUUACCACCCCUAUUUAGCAAGCUGAGAAAGGUAGGAAAGGUCAAUAAAUUUCUUCUUUCAUUUGAAAAUAACAUUUAUAUUUGCUUCUUUCUGUAUGGGCCACAUUUUUUCUCCCAUCACUCACUUUUCUUCAGGGUAGCUGCAGCUAUCAUAUUGCUAGUGGGGAUAGGACACUACUAGAAGCGAGGCAAGCAGAGACCAUAGCUAACCAGGACACAACAUGGUUAAGAAAAUGUGGAGGGGGUGGGGUGGGGGUGGGAUAAUAUGAGAGCUUUCAAAUAUUCCUUUUUUCUGGACAGUUUCAUGCUGAACAACACAUGAGUGCUUUAUCUUAGAGAAGUGGAGAUCUGUAUACUCCAAGAAUAUUACAGUAAAGGUUUGAAUCUGCCAGCUGAGAAUAACACCUAAGCAACAAGAAUUUUUAAGUACACAGAAGGGCACAAUUUUCAGAUCUUGCUUAGGGGUGCACAAGUGACUUCUCUAGUUCAAGAAUGGCAUGGAUUCUUUAGGGAUUGCCCAGUGAUACACAAGGAAUCUUCUAGGUCAUCUUUAGUUUGGUCUUCAAUAUAAGAGAUGAUGUAGUAUAAUAGAAAGUAAAGAAUUUUAAAUAUGUAAAUCAAUAAACAUUUAUUAAGCAACUACUAUGUGCCAGCCACUACAGUAAAUGCUAGGGAUAUAGAAAAAGAUAAAAGACAGUCCCUGAGCUCAAAGAGCUUACAAACUAAUGAGGGAGGCAUGAAAAUAUUUACCAAAAAAGUUCCAUAAAGGAUAAAUAGAAGAUAAUUAGCAGAAGGGAGGCGCUAAAAUUAAGAGAAGUUGGGGAAGGCUUCCAGUAAAAGAUGGGGAUUUUAGUUAAUACUUAAAGUAAGCCAGGGAGGUCAGUAGUUGGGUACUGAAGGAGGAGGAGGAGGAUUCUUUAUUUCAUGUUUGGGGAUAGCAAGAUAUCCAGAAUUAAGAGACUUUGAACAGCCUGAAAGCUAGUGUUACAGGAUCAAAGAGUAUGUGGUGGGGAGUAAGGUAUAAGAAGUCUAAAAAGGUAGGAGGAAGCUAGGUUAUGAAGGGCUUUGAAUGUCAACAAAGUAUUUUGUAAUUGCUCUUAGAGGCAAUAAGAAGCCACUUUAGUUUAUUGAGCAGGAGUAUACUAUGGCCAGAUUUGCACUUUAGGAAAAUCACUUUAGAGGUUGAAUGGAAGAUCAAUUGGGAUGGGGAGAAACUUGAGGCAGGCAGACCCACCAGUAGACUAUUGUAAUAAUCCUGGGGCAAAACAAUGAGAGCACAUACUAGCAUGGUGACAGUAUCAGAGAAGAGAAGAGUGUGUUUUCAAGAUAUGUUGCCCUGGCAAAAUCAACAGACCUUGGAAGUAGUUUUAGUAUGGCUUUUGGUAAGAGAGUGAGGAAUCCAAAAAAACUCUUAAGAAGUGAACCUGCGGAAUUGGGAAGAUGGUGUUGUCCUCAAUGUUAAUAAGGAAGGUGGAGGAUGAGGGGAUGUUUAAGAGGAAAAUAAGUUUUAUUUUGGACAUAUUAAUAUUUCUACUGUACAUCUAGUGUGAGAUGUCUGAAAGACAGUUGGAAAUGUAAGAUUGGAGGUCAGCAGAAAGAAUUCUGGAUCACAGUAGGUAGAUUUAAGAAAUAGCAACAUAAAGAUGGUAAUUAAAUUUUUGAGAGCUGAUGAUAUCACCUUGUGAAAUAGUAUAGAGGGCGAAGAAAUUAGGGCCCAGACAGAACCUUGGGGGACACCUAUGAUUAGAGGGUGUCAUCUAAAAGAGGAUCUAGUAAAGGAGACAGGAAAAGAACAAUCAGAUAUGUUCGAGGUGAACCAGGAGAGAGUGGUGUCACAUAAACCCAGAGAGAAGAGAGUAUCAGGAAGUGACCAACAGUGUCAAAGAUUGCAGAGAGAGAGGUUAAGGAGAAUGAGGACUGAAAAAAGGUUGUUGAAUUGACUACUAAGAUCAUUUGUAACUUUGGAGAGAGCAGGUUCAGUGGAAUUAAUAAGGCCAGAAGCCAGAUUAUAAGGGUAUAAUAAGAGAAUGAGAGGAGAGAGUGGAGGCACCUAUUUUGAUGGUCUUUUUGAGGAGUUUAGCUACAAAGGGCAGAAGAUAUAUAGUUAACAAUAUAUAAUAAUAUAUAAUAUAAUAAUAAUAAUAGAUAACCGGAUGGAGGGAUCAAGCAAACCUUUUUUUCAGGACUAAGGAGAUAUGGGUAUGUUUAUAGUCAGUGGAAAAUGAGCCAGUAGUAAUAGAGAAAUUGAAAAUGCAUAAAAGAAUGGAAAUGACAGAAGGGGCAAAUUGUUGGAGAAGAUGGGAUGGAAUGAGAUUGCUUAAAGAAAUAAAGGACUUGGUCUUGGCAAAGAAUAAGGCUAUUUCAUUAUGAGGGAGAACAUUGAAGGAAAUAAUGGCAGAAGGCAUUUGAGUCAUCAGGAAGAGGGAGUUCACAGGGAAUGGCCUCAACUUUUUUCUCUAAAAUUCAAGAGGCAAGGUUCUCAGCUGAAAGAGUUGGGGGAAGGGAGCUAUGGAAGUUUGAGGAGUGAAAUGGUUCUAAAAAGCUGCUAUGGAGAGUGGGAUAGUAAGUUGAAGAGGAAGGUGUGGUAGGAUUGUCUAAUAGCAGUGAGGCCCUGAUUGAAACUGGGUUUGAAUCUCUGCUCGUAUACUUACUGUUUGUGUAAUCUUGGACAAAGUUAGGACAUCCUUCUCUGAACCUCACUCUCCUCUUCUGUAAAAUGAAAGGUUGCUUAAUGUCCCUUCUGACACUACUCUGUGGUCCUAAAUAGAAAUGCUUGGAUGAGAAGACAAAGAGGGUAGGAGAGGGAGGGAAGCAUGAUCAUAUCUGAAUGACAUUAUUGCUAACAAGUCCAUCAUCACAAUUUAUGAGCAUUAAACAAAGAUGUCAUGCUGCUAUUGCUUCCUUAAUGGGAAGGGAAAAAAUUGCCUUUUCUUAGCUCCAUUACCAGGCUAUUAAGGCUGUCCACAGGCUCAGAAAGAAGCUAAGGGAACACAGGUAUGAAAAUCCUCAAAAAAAGAGAUCUUUUUAGACCUUUUGAUUUGUAUUUUAAUCAUGAGCCUGCUGCCUCAUUGUUGUCUCCAAGCCUUCCAGAAACAAUGAUAAGAAAAUUCUAUACAAUAGCUUUACAUUUUUUGCAAAGCAUUUUUUAAAAUAAAUUCCUUGAGAGAAAGAUAUUAGCAAUCAGUCCCUCAAUUCCAGUUUGACAGGGUUGCAGAUAGUAGGAAGAGAAAUGCUGUCCAAUGAGACUUGAGUAGAAGUUUUUGUAGGGCUCUAAAGAGAGGAGUUUAUGUUUGAUUCUAACUACCUAAGACAAACUAGAGUUUGUUAUGUAGGGAUGGGGGUGGGGAAGGGGCAUUGAAUGGCUUCUAAGAUCUCUUCCAGCUCUAAAUCUAUAAUACUAUGAUCCUAUGAAACUGAGGCAGGCCCCUGGCUCCCAAAGUUAAUGACUUGGCUACUUCUCUGCAAAGAAAAUUAGGUAAGAAGAUACUGGGUAGAAGUUAUGCAAGAGUGGACACAAACACACACAGAGAGCAAUGAGAAAUAAUUGUGUGAAAUAUAAGCAGAUGAAAUAGGUAAUGUUAAGGGAAGGUUUGAGAAUCAGUUAACAAAUACAAGAUGGAAAAGCCUCAACUACCAUAUGGAAAUCUGGACUUAACUUUGUAUAUGAAGUUUUUCAGCAAAGAAUAUGAAUUAGUGUGUUGUUCUGGUGAUGGUAGCCAGAAUGGAUCAGAACAGGCAAAAAAAUGGAAGUAGUCAAGUUGGGAAGUUUUUGCUACAUUCUAAACCUGGAAUAUUUGGGUACAGAACUAGGGUCUUGGGAAUAAACAUAAAAAGAAAUAGCAUAGUAUAAUAGAAAAAAGUAAAGAGGUAAUGGUUCUGUAGCCUCCUCUGAUACUAGCUUGCUGUUGUGGCCUUUAACACUCCUAUUUUCUCUGAGUUGCAGCUACCUGUUUUGUUUUUGUUUUUUUAAUGGUAGAGAUAAGAAUUAGUCUAGAAAAUUCACAAAAUCCUUUCCAUUUUCAUAUUCUAAUUUAUAGCAUUUUGCAUUGUAAGGUCUAUUCUACCACUUCAGUUUUUUUUCAAGCACAGAAAAUUUCAAAGAUUUGGCAGUAAUUAGUAACUGAAGAUACUGAGAGGCUCUUUUCAGCCUAAAGGACCAGAACAGUGGUGGUAUCAUUAACAGAAAUUAAUAGUAGAAUCUUAGGGAGAGAAAUUCAGUUUUAGAGACAUCGAAUUUGGAUCCUAUUUGUACUAAGAAUCACUGAACUCGGGGAUGAAGAAUGAACCUUAAUUGCUUUCUUGCCUACAACUGAAUCACAUUACCAGCUGAUCCCAUAGCAUGAAAAACAUAAACCGGAAAAAAAAAGAAUAAACGAGUUAGCCUUAAUUAAAUGAAGAAUAAAAGGUAGAUAUAUAUGAGGAAAGUGAUAGAAUUAGGUUUAAUUUUAGAAUAGAGUUGGCAUUUAAAAUAAUUCAUUCCUUAGUUCAAAUCAUAGUUGAUUAACUGUUAGUGACUGAGUAAAAACUUUCCACUAGUCUUAUUUUCCCACACUCCAGACUUGAGACGGGGGAGGAUAAAGAUUUUAUGCCAUGCUGCUCUCUACAGAAAUAAAAAUGAAAAUGCCAAGCUGCCCUUCUCCCACUCGAUUUUAUAUUAAAAUCAAAGAAAUUCAGAAUUGGUAGGGACUUGAGAGACAAUCUAGUCUAUUGGAACAGAACACUCUUAACAUAUAACUUCUACAUGAAGACCUCUAGUAAUUGGAAACUUAAUUUAUCCAAAAGUAGCUAUUAUCACUUAAAGAUGAGUGUAAAUAUUGGGAUUUCCCCCCUUAAUAUUGAACCAAAAAUUAUCGUCUUUCCAUUCCUCCCAUAUUCCUAGUUCUCCCCCUCUGGACAGAAGAACAAAGAUGAACAAAUAUAAUCCUCACAGUGUGAUAUGGAAAUCACUUUAAAAGACUGAUAUAUAUUAAUUUAAGGUCGCCAAGGAAUUCAGCUAUGUAAUUCCUAAAUGAAAACUCAAGUCAGCUGUCAACCUUUUUAUGGUGGUGUAAUUACAAACAGGAGGAAGAAAAGUAUUAGAGGGAGAUGGAGAGAGAGGGAAAAGGGAGAGAAGGAAAUAGGGCUUAAAUACCCACUCUGCUUAGGCUGAGCCAAAGGCCCAAGGCCCUGCAUAGCCGAGGCAAAGAAAGAAAUCAGUCCCUAUCACUCAUGUGACCAAAAUGGAGAAACAGUCUGCAGGCUCCUCCACUCCAAGCACCAGGCUCUAACCACCUCUCUUCCUCCUUACAGGAAGUCCUGAGAACCCCUGAGCUGUCCUCUCCCUCACUUCCUCUCUCUCACAUGUGCCAGUGGUGGCUCUAGCUUGACCUAGGACCGCCCAGAGGUCUAUCCUUUUUGCAAAUGUCUGUUGAAGGCCAUGUUCUCAAAUAAUUAAAUCUUGAGUUUUGCUACAGCCCUUCCUAAUCUUGUUACCCUGAGUAGGGUGGAAAUUGUAGUUUCCUUAAGACCUGAUUCUGUUAUUCCAAGUAUCUCUAUUGUUAUUGAUCAGAAAAUAGCUAAAUCCUAUCUUCUAAAGAAUGGUCUGAAUAGGGUUGAGUAGUUUUGAAAUUCACAACAGUUAGGAUAGUAUAGAUGUGAACAAAACAUUAAAAAGAAAAAUUAGCCAAAAUAGUCAAAAGAAAGACACUUCACAUUCACUUCUUCUGGACUUUUCAAUUAUGAUGCCCACUUAAAAAUUCUCAGGGCAUUCCUGUCACAAAACAUAGCAUUAAAAAUAAAAAUGUAAAUUGACAAACUUUGUUAAUACAAAGGGCAUUGUAUAUCCCAAUUCCUUCCAAAGUAUUCAGAAUUCAACCAGAAAGAUUAAAUUUUGGCUACGGUAACAGUUUGAUUUUCAGAUCAUCACAUUAAAGCAGUUGUUAUUAGUGUGAAUUGAUCUUACAAUUCUGGAAAGCAGUUUAGAAUUAUGCAAAGAAAAUGACUUCAUACAGAGUAUAUCUCAGAAAGGCAAAAAAAAAAAGAAAUUUAAAGAACCAUAUACAUCACAAUUUUAAUAGCAGCCGUCUUUUUUGGAACAACUGAAAUAAGUUGUGUAAUGUGAAUGUGACAAUGCAGGAUACAGCAAGAAGAACUACUCUCUGAUUCUGGAAAUCCAAAAUCCCACUUUUAAUGCAUGUGGUUGUGGGACUCUGGACAAGUCACUUAACCUCUAGGAAACUGACUGAGAUGCUUACAUUUCAGAGAAAGUGCCAGCUAGCACUAAGAGAGUUCUCUGUACCAAACAAUCACAGAUUCGGUUUCUAUUCCCACAUAAAUGGAACAUGACUAUGCUGGGGGAAAAAAUGUGCAUGUGAUUCCUAGAUGUUAGUACUAAGUGGAGCAAGGUUAAAAUAGCUACCAAACUACUCAAGGGAAGUUCGGUUUUCAAAUAAAAUAGCUUUUAAACAGCUUUGCAAAGUAAAAACUAUAUGUAAAAUAUUAUAGAAUCUUAAAAUUGAAGGGUUUUUUAUAGUCCACAACCCACUACCUUAUUCAUUACCACCCCAUGCUAUAUUCCAUCCCCAGCAAGGGUAUAUGUUUAUAUAAAUGUAGCUUUAAAAUAGUGGAGAAAUAAGUUUCACAAGUACAAGAAGAAAUGCAUGACUAAGUAGCAGAUCACUUGAAAUGUGACAGAGUGGCCAGAAAUCCAGGGCAAUCCGAAACUACUCUAAAAGAAGCAUAAUAUCUAGGACUGAGAUGGUGAGUGCCCUGGUCAUAUGUCAUGUUAUCGUCAGUUUUAGACACCAUAUUUUAGGAGAGACAUUGACAAGCUGGAGAGCAUCUAAAGGAACAGUGGCCAGGAUGGUGACAAGAGUUAAGAUGUUGACAUAGAAGAAUCAGUUGGAAAGAAACGGGGAUUAUUAUUAGCCUGGAAAAGACUUUGGAAAAUGGUGGGGAGACUGGUCAUGGGCAUGUGGAAAAGAGAUUAGAUUUUUCUGUUUGGCUCCAGAGCAUAGAACUAGAAGAAAUAGUUGCAAGUUAUACAGUUCCAUAUAAAGAAAAACUUCCUGCCAAUUAGAGUUGUGCAAAAGUAGAAUGAGCUGUCUCAGAAUUAACAAAGGUUUCUGCACACCACUCCACCCUCUACUAGAGGUCUUAAAGUCAAGAUUAAAUAACAACUUAUUAGGGAUGUUGUAGGAGAAAUUCUUUGUCUCUGAAUUUCAACUCUGAGAAAACUUUGUGGAAAACUUUUAAAACAGUCUUAGAUUUAUUUGUGAUAUUUCCUCCAGGAAAGCCCUCAUUGCUUGGGAUGUUAAAAUCUCAUCAAGAAGAAUAUUUGUGAUCUACAGUUUUCAUUACUACAAACAGAUUAAGGGAUUAAAUAAGGCUUUCUUGCCCUCUUUUUAUUUCUUUUCUCAUGAGGUGGAUGUGCAAGACUAGAUUCCUGCUUAGGUCACUUUAAUAACAACAGUUCUUGCCUUAUACUAGUCAUUCUAGUAAAUAAGCCAGAUUUAUACAGUUAUCUACAAAAUUCUGUUCAGCUCAAUCAGCUUUUUUAUUAACUGCUUAUGUGUAAGGCAAAUGAGUAAAAGAGAAGAAACUAAAAGUUGGAGACUUGUAGUGUUUUAGGCAGAAGGUAAUAAAGUCCCAGACUUGGGUCAUUUAUGGUAUAUGAAAAGACAGAAAGUGGCAGAGGAAAUGUUAUGCAGCCAUGAUUGGCAUCUGAUUGGUUUGGGGAUGGGAGUAAAUGAAGAGUUGAAUAUGAUUUUGAUGUUUCAGACUUUGACAACUAAAAAGAUGAUAAUACCUUUGGCAUAAAUAAGAAAGUUUAGGACAAAUGAUAGAAGUUCAGUUUUGGAUUUACCGAUUUUGAAAUGCCUUUGGAAUAUCCAGGGGGAGAGGUAGAUGGUUGGUUAUAUGAGACUAGAACUCAGGGGGGAAAUCGAGACUAAAUGUAUAGAUAUAGAAAUUAUCUGCACAGAGAUCAUUGAACCUAUGGAAUGGAAUGAAAUCAAUAAGAAAAGGUAUAGAGAAAGAAGGGAAGACCCCAGACAGCCUUAUGGGCUACCUACCAGAAAGCAAGGCAUAGAUAAUCCAGCAAAGGUAAUUGAUAUCAGAACAGCCAUACAUAGAAGAUAACUAGGGUAGAGCAAGGAAAGAGUAGAAGGGAGGGAGUAAUCAAUAGUUUCAGAAGUUGACUAGAAUUUGUAUCAAUGGUAAGUUCCUUCUUUUUACUAGUUUAUGUGAAAAAGAUCUGAGUGGACUACAUACUCAAUAUGAGUCAAUAAAUUGACAUAGCAUUCAGAAAAUUUAUUAUGAUCUUAAAUCACCAGAAGCAUAGGGUCUCAAAUUAAUAAGAUGAUUGCUUCUCUGUCCUCUAGUCUGGACAGAUUACAUCUGGAAUAUUGUAUUUACUUUUCAUUGCCCACUUUUAAGAAAGGCCAUUGGCAAAUAAAUAUAAGAAAUAUGCAGUAGUAAAAUGACUCAAUAUCAAGAAAUACUAAGAGCUGAUAAAAAUUAGAAGGAAAGCCUUUGGAGGUGGGGACUUGACGGGGAUGUCCCAUCAGUGGAAGUCUUCAAGCUAAAACAAGAUGCCAGCUAAGGUGGUAUAGAAGGUAUUCUGCUCAGAUACAGGUCAAACUAAAUGAUCUCUAAGGUAACUUCCAACAGAGUUUAUAUAGUUAGGUCUUUGAGCUUCUUUCCCUCUUGAAUGAGAUUUGUUUUUGUAUUCAAUUCUGUGUGUGUCUGUGUGUAUAUUCCCACCUUUGUCCAGUUCAGAUGACAGUAAAGUUAGCUGCUCCCCCACAUCCCCUCCUCCUUGUUUGUAGAGAUAUCUAUUUGUAUACCCAAAUUAUGUUAAAUUAUUUCCCCAUACUUUCCUUUUCCUUCCCCAAGCCCCCUAAUGUAUUACUCUUCUUCUGUCUUUCCAUUCUUCUUUUAAGGUCAUCUUUUAUAUCAUUAGUUAUUCUGAGUAGUGCUCCAUAGACUUUACCAGACUGCCAGAAAGGGCCAGGUCACAAAAACGAUUAACCCCUUAUAAAGGAUGAUGAGUUUGUCUGUAUUAUAAAUAUUAAUGAGUUGGCCUAACUUUUUAGUCUUAAGUAAAUUUUUCUUGAUAAAUCUGCUACAAGAGUUAUGAGUUAUAUAAUUUCUACAUGUAUUCAAGGACAUUUUACCUAUAACUCCACUUAGUGUUCUCAUUAUUAAAGAAGAGAUACUUGAUUUCUUCAGCCCAGGGACUUCUUCAACCAAUACAGAUCUCACUUCUUCCAUAUUCAAGUAGGCAGUUCUUGAUGAAUUGCUGUGAGAUACAAGAAAUAAAACAUCUGAUAAUGAACCUCUUGACCCCCUCUAGGAGUCAAGGAUGAUCUUUGGAUGAGAGGCAAUAUAGUUAAUACCCUUCUGUCAUCAUAGUCAUUUCAACUUGGCAUAGUUGAGAACACAAGGUCACCUUUAUACCACAAAAAGGUAUUGAACGUAGAUAUCAGUUGAGAAACUUCAUUUUGUAACCUAAACAGAAGAGCUAAGGCAUUUAAUGCCCAUAGAAGUAAUUCAUUAAUAUCCCUACUACUCUAAAAUAUUGUAGGGAACAUAGUUUAUGUUCCUGUUCCUCUUCACUUGGUUCUUAAAUUUCAUUCUUAUGAGAAUGCCACUUUGGCCACUUCUACCUCAGGGAGCUUCUCUUACAGAAACACUUCCUGACCCCUGGGUGGGCCUCCUGGAACAGAUUUCUUCAGAAAAGAGGAAUCAGAAGUGGCAAAGACAGGAAAAAGUUGACAGUGAAGUUAGUAUUUAUGCCUUAUCUAUACAUGAUGUGGGACAGUUUUGCCAAACACUGAAUAAUUUUCCUGUGGGAAACUUGAGCCCUAAAAGGAAAUGAACAUAGCUAACUAGAGGUCUGCAUAUCACAAGGGGCUUGUGUCUAAUUUUAGCCUAGCCCUAUAAUGCCAUAUUUGGAUAGAAAUUAUUAUAGAUAUCAGGGCACACUUUUUUUUCAAUAAAUGACUGUCAUUUCUGAAGAUAUCAAUCUAAAUUGUUAACAUGUGCUUUAUUUUCUCAGUUCAGCAUAUGUAAUACUGCUUGUGUAAAUAGAAAUCCUUAACAUAGUUUUAAAAACACUCAUAAGGCUAAGAAGUAAUAGGCAUAUUUCAGGAACAUGCAGUGCAUAUUUAUGGUUGUUGAGGUUCUUUUUGGAUUGAAAAUAAAAUGCCAGGCUCCAGUUUUGGUACAUAGCUUGGGGGGUCCUUUAUAGCUUUUUGCUGUUUCUGGUCAGUUUGGUAUUUUUUGGGUGGAGAGAAAACAAAAAAUCUUGGUGGUUUUGUUUUUUCAUUGAAAAGAACACAAUGCUCCAGAAAUCCAUUUGUAAUUUUAUAACACAGAAAGAAAUAAUGUUGAAAUAUUAGUCACUGAAGAAUAGUCAUAUCAAGUAGAAUAUGAAACAAUGUGGCAUAGUGGAAGGAGCACUAGAUGUUAGUCAGAAAACCUGGGUUUUGAUAUUUGCUACUUACCUGCCAUAUGAACAUACAGAAGUAACUUAACCUCCCUGCCAAAUGGUGGUGUUUAUGAAGGAAAAACUUCACAAAUAUGAAGGACUAGAAAGGAGUAAGCUUUUUUGGUUUGAUUUCACAAUGUUGUUUGCCUGAUUUCCUUUUCUUGCUUUGAUUCCUAUUGGGCUAAAAUGGAGUAUAUAAUACUUUCUCACAAUGGGUUUUUUCAUUUUUGCCUUUUUUUUCUCUGGCAACUAGUGUGGCACCUGACACAUAGUAUGUACUUAAUCAAUUUUUGUUGAUUUGGUAGAGUAUCUUAGGUCUAGGGAUGAAACAAACCUUCUUUUACAGAUGAGGAAACCGAGCCUGGGGGGGGGAAAUUAAGUAAAUUGCUUUAAGUCCCCAAGAUAACAAGAAACAAAGACAAGAUUCAGGUUCAGGGUGUGUCUCAAAAUUUUGCUCUGUUUCCACUAUACCAUGCUGUUCUCUAAGCAAUGAUGGUAAUAGCUACCAUUAAAAAAAAUAUGAUAUUGAUGCCUUUUGUCUUUAUAUCAUCUUCUGUCAAAGAGGAACAUUUUUUCUUCCCCUCAUGAUUGAAUCCUUCCUUGUAAUAACAUCUAUAUCUAUAUCUAUAUCUAUCUAUAUAUAUAUAUAUAUAUAUGUAUGUAUGUAUACGCAUAUACAUCCAUUCAUCUACAACAAUGAUCACUUUCCAGUUCUUCCUUUGUAGUCUCCUGUUCUCUCCUGAGGGCAGGGAAGGCAGCAUGUUUCAUCAUCCCUUCUCUAAGAAGACCAUCACUGGUUUUUUCAUUUAUGCAGCAUUCUGAUUCCUCUUUUUUGAUGGAUUCAUCUAUCUUGUCACUGCAUACAUUUUUAUUUUGUUUCCGCUUGUACUUUGCUUCUGUUCAUACAUCUCUCUCUCAAUUCCUCAUGUUCUUUAUCUAUUAAUAGGUUUGACCCAUUACUUUCAUUGUAUUUUGGGCUAUUUGCCAGUUGAUGGUCACCUAUUUUGUUUCAGGCCCUUUAACUAAUCUCCCUUGCUUAUGCACUCUCAGGUUAACAAAGUGCUAAUCUCACAGGACAGGUUUCUUGAGGCAAGCACUGUAGGUGAGGAAACUGAGUCUUAAAGAAGAAGUAACUUGGUCAUGUUUCCCUGGCUAGUGAAUAUCCAAAGUAGCCCUGCAGCCCAUUGCUCUCUACUAUACAAUUUUGUCUGUAGUCAGUAUCUGCAUUGAACAUGAUCUAAAUGGUUACCACUAUAUAAAAAGUGAUGCCUUGUAACAGAAUUAAAAACGGAAUAUUAGAAUAUAUGAAGGAAAAUCCUCCUUAAGCCUCCCUGUCCCCAGAGGUUAGAAUGCUGGACUUGCAGGCUCUGACCAGAACUGGCGAGGUGACAGCCUCAUACCUUACUUGCAUAACUUACAGAGCUUGGACCAGGGAAGUAGAGUUCUAACUUUGUCCUGAAUUAGACCACUUUGGAGGGGCUAAAACCUAUCAGGUCCGAACCAAUCCUGUAGUCUUGGAAUAACACAGUACUCAAUACAGCAAUUUCAAGAUUAGUCUAGACAUUCCCUCCAAAGAGCACAGAUCCAGGUCCUAACAUAAAGUCCAAAGUAAGGAAAUGGGCUAGGAGAAUAAGCAAACAGAAAAAGAAUCUCACCAUAAAAAGCUUUCAUGGUGAUAGAGAUGCUCAAGACACAAACUCUGAAGAGAAUAACCCAAAACAUUUCCAAGCAAAGCCUCAGGGGAAAAAAAAAAGCAUGGGCACAAAUUCUAUUGGAAUUCCCAGAAGAGCUAAAGCAAGAAUUUUUUUAAUAGUUUAAAAUUUUUUUACAAAUAUGAGAGUACUGGAAUAAAAAGUUUGAAAAAGAAAUGAAAACUAUUGAAUAAAAGAAUUGGAGAGGGAAUUAUCAAUUCAGCACAAGAAGCACAUAACUUUGUCCAAUAAACUCCCUGAAAAUUAAUAUGGACCAAAGAGAAUCUAAUGACCCCAGGUGACAAUAAUAAAUAUUAAAACCAAAUCAGAAGACUUUCAAAAAAAUAACUUGCAACAAAAACAACUGACCUGAAAAUUAGACAGGAGAGAUAUUCUGGAGAACAAUUUGGAACUAUGUCCAAAGAACUAUAAAACUGUUCAUACAUGCCCUUAAGACCCAACAGUGCUUUACUAGUUCUGUAUCCCAAAGACAUCAAAGAAAGGGGGAAAGGACCUUUUGGUACAAAAAUAUUUAUAGUAGCUCUUUUUGUCGUGGCAAAGAAUUGGAAAUUAUGAGGAUGUUCCACAAUUAGGGAAUGACUGAACAAGUAUGAUGAUGAUGGGAUACUAUUGUGUUAUAUGAAAUGACAAGCAGGAUGGUUUCAGAAAAACCUUAGAAGACUAGGAGAACAUUGUAUACAGGAACAGCAAUAUUGGAACAAUAGUCAACUGUGAAAGAUUUAACUGCUCUUACCAAGACAGUAAUCCAAGAUAAUUCCAAAUGACCCAUGAUGAAAAAUGCUCUCUACCUUACUGAUGAACUCUGAAUACAGACUUUUUUUUUAACUUUAUUUUUCCUGGGAUUUUUUUGUGAAUUAAAGAAUUACUGGACUACACAAAAGCAAUGAUCAAGAAAAGGCACCUCAACCUCCUAUUUCAAGAAAUCACAAAACUACCCGAAUCUCUUAUAACCAGAAGGAAAAUUAGAAAAAGGAAUAAUCCAUCAGUCACCUCUUGAAAGAAAACCCCAAAUGAAAACUCCCAGAAACAUUAUAACUAAAAUUCAUAGCUUCCAGGUCAAAGAAAAAAUGCUACAAACAACUAGGAAGACUUUUAAGUACUUAGGAGCCAUAGUCAGGAUUACCUGUGAUUUGCCAGCCACCACAGUAAAAGAGUAGAGAGCUUGGAAUGCAAUGUUCCAGAAGGCCAAAAAAAAAAAAUCUAACAGUGAAGAAUCUUGUCUUAUAGGAAAUGGGGUAGGGGUGGGGGGUUUGGACAUGGUCAAUUUGGAGAUUCUUUUGCUUGGCUAUAUAUGUUUCUAACAGGAGUUUUGUUUUAUUCUUAAUGGGGGGGGCAAAUUUUUGUUGAUUGAAAAAAAUAAAAUUUAGUUUAAAAAAUAAGAAGUCAGUGGUGCCAGUGAGCAUCCAACACUCACUGAGCCUUUACCAGGACCUGUGUGGAUUUAGAGAACUUUGACUUUGUUGAUAUAACAGUAACAGAGGAAUGGAAGACUUGGUGAAAGAAGAUAACCGAGGGUAGAGCAAAAGAGUUUUUCCUCACUAUAUAAUGGCUGUAUGGAAUUUUAUCAUGGAAUGACAUAUACCAUUCAAAUCAAAGACCCAGAUAUUCUCAGGAAAUCCUACAUAUGGAAUGCACAAAGCCAUAUUUUACUUGUUGGAGGGAUUCUUGUUUAGGUUUUUUUCCAAGUCUGAGAUUCUGUGAUUCUGACACAAAGGUUUAAGAACUCAGUUUAAAAUAAUUCAGGUUUGGGGACAGCUAGGUGGCUCAGUAAAUGACAACCAAGCCUAAAGAUGGGAGGUCCUGAGUUCAAAUCUCAAAUACUACUUAGCUGUGUGACUUGAAUAAGUCACUUAAUCCUCAUUGCCUAGUCGUUACCCCUCUUUUGCCUUUGAGCCAAUACACAGUAUUGAUUCUCCUUUUUAAAAAAAAAAUAUUUUUAUUUCAAAUUACAUGUUAUAACAAAUUUCCAUAUAAGUUUUCCUAAGUUAUAUGAUUGACCUUAUCUCCCUCUCUCCCUUCCCUUACCCUUCCCAGUGUUGGCAAGCAAUUUAAUCUGGUUUAUAUAUGUAUUAUCAUGUAAAACCUAUUUCCAUAUUGUUCAUUUUUGUAAGAGUAAUCUUAUAAAACCAAAACCCAAAACAUAAAUCCAAAUAAACAAUUGAAAAAUCACGUGCUUUCAUCUGCAUUCUGUCUGACUCCAGUAAUUCUUUCUCUGAAGAUGGGAUAGCAUUUUUCGUCAAAAAUCUCACAUAAUUUUCCUGGAUCAUUGCAUUGCCAAUAAGAGCUAAGUCUAUCACAGAUGAUCAUUCCACAAUGUUGUUGUUACUGUGUACAAUGUUUUUCUGAUUCUGCUUAUUUCACUCUGCAUCAGUUCACAUAGGUCUUUCUGUCUUUUUCUGAAAUCAUCCUGUUCAUCAUUCCUUACAGCACAAUAGUAUUUCAUCACCUUGAUAUACCACAAUUUGUUUAGCCAUUCCCCAAUUGAUGGACAUCCCCUUAAUUUCCAAUUCUUUGCCACCACAAAAAGAGCAGCUAUAAGUAUUUUUGUACAAGUAACUCUUUCCCUCUUUUUUUUUUAUCUCCUUAGGAUACAGAGCUAAUAAUGAUAUUACUGUAGCAAAAGGUAUGCAUACUUUUAUAGCUCCACCGAUGAUGCACUAGUGUCCCAAUUUUGCCACAUCCCCUCCAACAUUUAUCAUUUUCUUUAUCUGAAAACUGCCUAUUCGUAUCUUUGACCAUUUGUAAAUUGGGGAAUGACUUGUAUUCUUAGAAAUUUUAUUUAAUUCUUUACUUAGUUGAAAAAUGAGACCUAUAUCACAGGAAUAAAUCCCCCCCCCCCUCCAGUUUGUUGUUUCCUUUCUAAUCUUGGCUUCAGCGCUUUUCUUACAUAAUAUUGAUUCUAAGAGAUAAGGUAUGAAUUUAAAAUGUUUAUUUUAAAAAUUAUAGCAAUUCAUGCUUUCCUAAAUCUUAGUCAGGCAUUUUCUAUUCACUAUACCACCUAUCUACCCUUUUAAAAAUGUAUAAAUAUAUUUAAUCUAAAUCAAAUUCGGUGUCUAAGUUCUUGAUAUGACUUAUAGUGAGAAGAUUCAGUGUUGAAUUUCAGCUCUGCCAUCUGUCUUAUGGCAUUGAGCAGCUCAGUUAACCUCAUUUAGCCUCAGUUUUCUUCAACUAGGAUCAUAGCAUUUAUAUUGCCUAACUCACAAUAUCAGGUAUCAGAAGGUACAUAAGCAACCAUCUUGUCCUACGUAAUCCUGAACUUCACAGAAAUGUCAUGAAAUUGUCAAUACUUUACAAACUAUAACUGGGUAUAGAAACUAAUUUCAAGCUCUUUAUGGACAAGGAGCUACAUAUAUAUAUAUAUAUAUCUAUAUGUAUGUAUAUAUAUAUUGUUUAUUGUAUUUAUAUAACACUGUUCAUUGAAGUAGAGCAAACCACUGAAAAAUAAAAUGGAAAUAGAUCUUUUCAUAGAACAUAAUAGAAUGUGGAAUGUUAGAGUUGGGAAAAACUUAAGAAUGUAACCAAAAAGGACCCAGCCAGAGUAAUAGUACAACUGCAGGGGACUUCAGAAUAGAAUGUUACUACAUCAAAUCAAUAAGUAACUUUAAAAGAAAGCCCUGAAGUUUUAGAUGAGAAAACUGAAGCACAGAGAAGUGUAGUGAUUUAUACAAGGUCACACAGGGAGUAAGAAGAACUGGCACAGAACUCAGAUCUUUUGACUGUAGUCUAGUACUCUGUCCACUUAUGUUUGUUGCCUCUCUCUUAAAAGAAUGUUUCAGUUCAGAAGUUCAUUCACUGCCUAAUAAGCAUACUUUUAUAAAUCUGAUUCUGUUUUUUUCUUUGUUUUAAUGUUUUGUUUUUAUUUCACCUUAUUUGUGAGUUUUUAAAAUAUAAACUCUAAAAGCAUCUAUGGUAAGAUAUAUCUCUAUUUUAUAGAGCAAAGAAGGAAAACCAUCUUAGGGUUCAGCAUGAUUUGAUUUUCUUUUUAUUAUUACAUAACCAUAUUGAAUGCAUAUAUAUAUAUAUAUAUAUAUAUAUAUGAAUCAUAAAAAAUAUGGUCUCUAUCAUUUCAGUCACAGGCUGUUCAAGAAGCACCAUUCUUUUCCAGACUGGUUUAUUUCUCAUGGCACUCCUCUACUGCCUUUUCUUUUAGUCUUACUUUCUUUUUCUUCCUGCCAUUCUUAGCUUUCUGUUUUUCAGCCUGAGUUUAUGGAAGGGUGUGUAUUCAAAAGGGUUUCCUCCUGUUCCCAGUGCCCUGCUAAUGCUGAGAAGUUAUCCAACAGGCCAAUUCUCACAGUAAGGGAUAAAAAUAGUCCACAAGAAAAAAAGGUUACACAAUGUAGGGCUGCAGGGGUUUGUACUAACCAGGCAUCUUUCAAAGCCAGGAUUAAGAGAAGAAAAAACAUGGUUCCAACAUUAUUAUUUCCUUAGAUUUUUCCCUGCACAAAUUGUUUACCAGCAGCCUCAACAGAUGUGAAGUAUAGCACCAGGAAACAAGCAAACUUCUCUGUUCCUUUGGUCACACACACUAAAGAAACAUCAGCAACAGGGCACAGUAAAAAUAAAUGACUAGAAAUUAAACAGUAUGAAAAGAGCAAAGCCUUAUUGGUUGAACUUGUAGUUUCAGUUGCCCUUCCUCUGUAGACACUUUUAUUUUUAACUUCCUUGAUAGCUGAAAUAUACUUUUUUCUUUAGAAUAUUUUUCUAUUAUACUCUUAAGCUAUAAAUUCCUUGUGGAUGGGGGCUAUAUAGAAAGACUAUAUAUCAUGACAUGAACUAUUGGAGGUAAAAGGGACUUUGGAGAAUCCUGGUAUUUUCCAGAGGGUGUAACGGAGGCCCAGUAGUAAAGUUCCUAACUCAAAGAGAUUGUGUCCUUAUUUAUAUUUCACACAUUUUCACAACUAUUUGUUAUUCAUGUUCAGUGUGCCAGACCAUAGGCUAGACCAGAGAUAAAACUAACUAAACUGUCUAGGCAUUCACCUGUCAGAGGAAACAUGUACACUGAUAAGUAAAUAAUAAAGAUAAUUGUAGAUGGGGGAGUGAAGCACUAGUACCAGUAAAGGCAAGGGGUGGGGGGGAAUAUAGUCAAGAAAGUCUCACAUGGGCAGUGGCACUAGAAGAGGUAGAAGUGAUAAGAAGGUAAAAAGGAACAGAACUUGGGUGGUGGCCAUAUGAGUAGGGAAAAGGAAACAAAUGGGAACAUUUAGAGAUAGAUUUGACCAUGUUUGACAGGUGACUGGAAG